AGAAGACCUAAACAUAGAUAUGGCUAAGGCAAUGGUGACGCUCGCUUUCAUUUACGCAAUUGUUUUCAGUGUUUUCUCUCUAACCAUAGCUGAGAUAGUGGAGAAGGGCAACCUUAAUCCUCUUCCGGAUGGUGAGAUUGUUUUGGCUACCUAUGAGGUUGAGCAGGCAGCACCUAGACGAUUUGGUCCGUGGAUCCGGCAGCCCAUUCUUUCGAUAAGAGAUCCCCCAGGGUAUUGCAUUAGUGAGAACGAUGGUAUAUCAUGUGCAAAUUGCAAUGAGUACUGCACUUUCCCUCGUGGUUCUGGCGGUUAUGGUCAGUGCGAGUGGAGAAUAUGGACCCGUGUGUGCACCUGUCAUUAUAGGUGUGUGCGUGCCUAAAGGCCGUAAGGAUAUGGUCAUCAUCAUAUUUAUCAAAAACAAUUAUGUAUGUUUGUAUUUUGUGUAUGUGUGCGUAAGUUAUGUAUGCUUGUUUGUGCAUGUGUUUGUAUUAUUAAGGAAAGGGUAUCAUCGUAUUUAUCAGAAACAAUUAUGUAUGUU
Molecule: messenger RNA, 538 nt
Organism: Capsella rubella
Lineage: Eukaryota; Viridiplantae; Streptophyta; Magnoliopsida; Brassicales; Brassicaceae
Exons: 3
Coding region: 20-379 (119 amino acids)
Source: RefSeq, a predicted model, not a curated record